Molecule: messenger RNA, 1287 nt
Organism: Ananas comosus (pineapple)
Lineage: Eukaryota; Viridiplantae; Streptophyta; Magnoliopsida; Poales; Bromeliaceae
Product: probable xyloglucan endotransglucosylase/hydrolase
Exons: 4
Coding region: 118-1074 (318 amino acids)
Biological process (GO): cell wall biogenesis; xyloglucan metabolic process
Cellular component (GO): cell wall; apoplast
Molecular function (GO): xyloglucan:xyloglucosyl transferase activity; hydrolase activity, hydrolyzing O-glycosyl compounds
Source: RefSeq, a predicted model, not a curated record
AGGAACCCUGUGUCCAAUUUGCUACAUAUUAAAAUGCAAAAAACCUAUAAAAAAAAAAAAUGGACAUACCUUCACUCUCACCUGUGAAGUAGUCAUGUAGCCUAUUUAUAUAUAUAUAUGCCCUAUCUCACUCCAAUCACUUUCCCAUUCUUUCCUUGGGAAGAAGAAAAAGGAAAAAAAAUGGUCUCUUCUUCUCUUCCUCCUUUCUCUUUCAUUGUGGUCCUAUGGCUAUGCUUCUUUGGCUUGGCCAUGGCUACUCCACCUAGGAAACCCAUUGAUGUGCCCUUCCAGAAGAACUAUGUGCCCACUUGGGCUUUUGACCACAUCAAGUACUUCAAUGGUGGCAAUGAGAUCCAACUCUACUUGGACAAAUACACAGGUACUGGGUUUCAAUCCAAGGGUUCUUACUUGUUUGGCCACUUCAGUAUGCAAAUAAAGCUGGUUCCAGGGGACUCUGCUGGAACUGUGACUGCUUUCUAUUUGUCAUCUCAAAACUCAGAGCAUGAUGAGAUAGACUUUGAGUUCUUGGGGAACAGGACAGGCCAGCCUUACAUAUUGCAAACCAAUGUGUUCACUGGUGGGAAGGGAGACAGGGAGCAGAGGAUCUAUCUCUGGUUUGACCCAACAAAGGACUACCACUCCUACUCUGUGCUAUGGAACAUGUACCAGAUUGUAUUCUUCGUGGAUGAUGUGCCGAUUCGAGUGUUCAAGAACAGCAAGGACUUGGGGGUGAGGUACCCAUUCAACCAGCCCAUGAAGCUCUACUCGAGCCUCUGGAACGCAGACGACUGGGCCACGCGGGGCGGGCUGGAGAAGACGGACUGGAGCAAGGCCCCUUUCGUGGCGGCCUACCGUGGCUUCCACAUCGACGGCUGCGAGGCCUCCACAGAGGCCAAGUUCUGCGCGACCCAGGGCUUGCGCUGGUGGGACCAGAAGGAGUUCCAGGACCUCGACGGCUGGCAGUACCGGCGGCUGAUGUGGGUGCGCGGAAAGUACACCAUCUACAACUACUGCACCGACCGGUCGAGGUACUCCACGAUGCCGCCCGAGUGCAAGAGGGAUAGAGAUGUGUGAGGUGAACUAAUCAGUGAAUAAAAAAGGAUAUUCUUGUUUUGCUGCAGUGACUUAUAUCUCUCCCUGCACUCUGUUGAACUGUUAUUUGUCACUGGCAGAUAUUGCUGCUACUGCUGUUGUAUCAGAUGGGAUAUCUAUCUAUUUUGAUUAAAUGAAUGUAUCACUUAUGGGGAUUUAGGAGUAUAUAAAACUUGGGAUUCUUAGUGUGGUGCA